CUGCUCAAUCAGAUUUUCUUUCGUGCAAUACUUUCUAAACUUAAUUUUUAAAAGGUGUGUAAAUAAAUAACAGCAUUGGUAAAUGUUCAAUUUUUAUUCUUAUGCAAACGAUAUUAUAGACAAAAUUGCAUAGCUUCUAUUAGUGAGCAAAAUAAAAUAAAACACGCGAGUACCAACCCAAAGGCAGACGGACAGGGAACAGGAAAAAUGCAUAGCACAUUACUUGAUGAGCUCAACCAAAAUGGUUACAUUGUUAUUGAAAGUUUCCUUAACCCAGACGAAGUCAAUGAACUUUACUCAGCAGGACGAGAACUUUGUAUGGAUGCACCACAAGAAAAUCGGAAAAUCUUCAGCACAGUAAAUCAAAAGGAUGCUCACAGCAAAGAAACUUAUUUUCUUGAUUCAGGUGACAAAGUUCGUUUUUUCUUUGAGGAAGGUGCUGUGGGAGAAAAUGGUGAACUAUUAGUAGAUCCUAUGAUAGCUCUAAAUAAAGUAGGACACUCCUUACAUAUUCAUCAUUCCAUAUUCAAUAAGAUGACGUUCAGUAAUCGUGUUAAGGAAGUCUGUUGGCAGUUAAACUUCAAUAAGCCGGCAGUAUGUCAAAGUAUGUAUAUCUACAAAAAUCCAGGUAUAGGUGGGGAGGUUAUAUCGCAUCAGGAUUCAUGGUUUUUGCACACCGAGCCGAACUCGGUGAUUGGGUUUUGGUUUGCUCUCGAAGAUUGUACUCUCCAAAAUGGUUGCUUGCAGGCUAUUAAAGGAUCCCAUAAAAGUGGAGUUCAUCGCCGUUACAUGCGCAAUCCGGAUAAAGAAGCCAAUCAAUUACUUAUAUACGAUCGACCUGCACCAAUAUAUUCACAAUCAAGUUUCACGCCACUAAUUGUAAACAAAGGCACAUGUAUCAUUAUUCACGGCAAUGUGGUGCAUAAAAGCGAACAAAAUCAGUCGCAAAAGAGUAGACAUGCUUACACAUUUCAUGUUAUUGAGACUGAAAAUGUGAAAUAUUCUGAAGAUAAUUGGCUUCAGCCAAUUGAAAAUACACCUUUUCCUGUUUUGUUUGAAAGAAAAAACGAAAGUGUAGCUUUAUGAAAAAAAAGAUUUGCUUUAAUGCGAGCAACUCUAACAAGUAUGGAGCCAUUAUGAUAAAUAUGUAUGUAUGUAAGUAUAUACAAAGGCAAAUGUAAAAAAUAAAAGUUUAAAUUUU
This is a messenger RNA of Ceratitis capitata (Mediterranean fruit fly), 1201 nucleotides long. RefSeq names its product phytanoyl-CoA dioxygenase domain-containing protein 1 homolog (gene Phyhd1). Bases 208 to 1086 code for a protein of 292 amino acids. NCBI's taxonomy places the organism in Eukaryota, Metazoa, Arthropoda, Insecta, Diptera, Tephritidae. The transcript is spliced from 3 exons. The record is from RefSeq and is a predicted model, not a curated record.